AUGUGUAAGCCGGAUUCAACAAGGUCGUCCACAAAUAUCCCCUGUCCAAGAAACGAAGAUUUUGUUGGCCGUGGUGAGCAGCUUGAUAAGCUGGAAGAGCUGCUGUUUUCCCCAGGCCACCAACACAAGGUUGCGAUCACCGGGCUCGGCGGUGUUGGCAAAACACAGGUUGCUCUCGAGCUUGCUUACCGAACCCAGCGGACGCGACCAGAAUGCUCAAUCUAUUGGAUCCCUUCUGCGAACUUUGAAACUCUUCAACGAACGUAUCUUGAAAUUGCCCAACAGCUACAAUUACCAGGACUCGAGGACGAGCAAGCUGAUGCCAAGAAGCUCUUGAAAGAUUACUUAUGCCACGGUAGCGCGGGCCAGUGGUUGCUGAUCUUCGAUAAUGUAGAUGAUACCAGCAUGUGGUUUGGCAAGCAAGAAGGCAACACCGAGCCAUGCGGGUUGAGAGAAUAUAUUCCAUGGAGUGAAACGGGUAGCAUGCUUUUCACUACACAUUUCAAGAAGAUCGCCACAAAGCUCGCAAAGCGCGUGAUCGCAGUUCCAGAAAUGGACGAGGCAAAAGCGAUCGAGCUUCUUGGCAAACGCUUGGGGGAUAAGUCUCUCCUGCAAGAUAGAGAUCAAGCUGCGCUGCUUCUCAAGCAGCUGGCUUACCUGCCCUUGGCGAUUGUACAGGCUGCUUGUUAUAUCAACGAGAAUUGUCUCGCUGCGCUUUCGGAAUACCGAUCGCUCGUGUUAGGGCAGGAGGAAGAGGUGAUUGAUCUUCUGAGCCAGGAUUUUGACGACGAUCAGCGACCUCAUAAUGUGACAAACGCGGUGGCUACAACCUGGCUUGUAUCCUUUGAGCGAAUUCGGGGUACCAACCCCUUUGCUGCUGAUUGUAAGCUGAUGGGAGUGCUGUUGGGACUCCACUGUCAGAAACUCAGUGGGCAUUUCCACUUGAUCCUUCCCGCCAUGCAGUAA
Messenger RNA from Aspergillus viridinutans, 966 nucleotides. RefSeq lists its product as uncharacterized. Gene Ontology annotation, molecular function: ADP binding. The record is from RefSeq and is a predicted model, not a curated record. NCBI's taxonomy places the organism in Eukaryota, Fungi, Ascomycota, Eurotiomycetes, Eurotiales, Aspergillaceae. Bases 1 to 966 code for a protein of 321 amino acids. The transcript is spliced from 3 exons.